AAAGGUCUGGUACUGCUGGAUUCCUGGGAAAAUGCUUCACUUACUCAGCAUAUUACGAGUGUGCUCAUUUGAUGCUUCCCAUGGCAAGGCCAGCACCUAGAUAAGCACCUGAAUCUUCUCUUAUGCAAGUAGGUUUUACUCUCCCAGACUGGCACGGAGUUCAGCUGUCGAAUGAUGGAGAUUGAGAAUGGAAAUGAGGACAAACCCCGGCUUUUCACUUUAAGAAGGUUUCAUCUUUCUGAAGAUUAUGGCUUCCUUCUUCCAAAUCCUCUGAGCGAACUCCCUGCUCCCUAUGGGCCCUGGAUGGAGAUUGCCAACAACCUGUCUCGCCUGCUCCAGAGCCACGAGCUCCGGUCCCAAGUCUACAAGAUGCCCCAGCUGAGCUGUGAGCAUCUCAGAGGGCACCGAGAGUUGUACUUGGCCCACCUGGCCCUCAGCUUCAUCACGAUGGGGUUCGUCUGGCAGGAAGGCGAGAAGGAGCCUGUCCAGGUGCUGCCGCGGAACCUGGCUGUUCCCUACUGGGAGAUCUCGCAGAGGCUCGGGCUGCCUCCCAUCCUGGUUCAUGCAGAUUUUGUGCUAGCCAACUGGAGGAAAAAGAAUCUUAAUGGGCCUUUGGAAAUUGAGAAUCUGGACACCAUCUUUUCCCUGCUGGGAGGAGAGACUUUGAGAGGCUUCAUUCUCGUUACGCUCCUUGUGGAGAAGGCAGCAGUGCCUGGGGUCAAGGCAGUUGUUCAGGCAGCUAAUGCCAUCCUGCAGCCUGACACAGAGGCCCUGCACGAGGCCCUGCAAGACCUGGCAAAGGCCAUCGGAGAGAUGACGGCUGCUUUGAAACAGAUGCAUGACUAUGUGGAUCCGGCAAUAUUUUAUGGUGUGAUCCGGAUCUUUCUGUCUGGGUGGAAAGACAACCCGGCCAUGCCCAGAGGGCUGAUCUACGAAGGCGUUUCGGAGGAGCCCAUGUCGUAUUCUGGAGGGAGCGCGGCGCAGAGCUCCGUCCUUCAUGCCUUUGAUGAGUUGUUAGGAAUUCGUCAUAGCCAGGAAAGCACUGCCUUUCUGCACAGGAUGAGGGGCUACAUGCCACCCCGCCACCGGGCCUUCAUCGAAGAAAUCCAGUCUGCCCCUUCGCUGAAGCAGCACGUCCUGUCCUCUGGAAACGAAAAGCUGCGUUCAGCCUACAACCGAUGUGUGUCUGCCCUGACAGACUUGAGAACCUACCACGUUACCAUCGUCACCAAGUACAUCAUCACCGCCGCGGCUAACGCCAAGGCCCGGAAGGGAACACUGAGCCACGGGGCAGGCACCCUUCAGAUGAACCCCCCGUCAUCGUUAGAAGGGAGGGGGACUGGUGGCUCAGGCAUCCUGAGCUUCUUAAAGAGUGUCCGGGGUACGACGAGAGCAGGGCUCAUACAUGAGUAAGGGGAGCUGUUCCGCAGCAGUUUGACAAGGGGGAGAAGAGAGCGCUCGUUUAACACCAAA
Pelodiscus sinensis (Chinese soft-shelled turtle) is the source of this 1473-nucleotide messenger RNA. RefSeq names its product indoleamine 2,3-dioxygenase 2 (gene IDO2). Gene Ontology annotation, cellular component: cytoplasm. Gene Ontology annotation, molecular function: L-tryptophan 2,3-dioxygenase activity; indoleamine 2,3-dioxygenase activity; heme binding. The record is from RefSeq and is a predicted model, not a curated record. Gene Ontology annotation, biological process: 'de novo' NAD+ biosynthetic process from L-tryptophan. Lineage: Eukaryota; Metazoa; Chordata; Testudines; Trionychidae.